Pungitius pungitius (ninespine stickleback) is the source of this 4518-nucleotide messenger RNA. RefSeq names its product kit ligand a (gene kitlga). Gene Ontology annotation, molecular function: cytokine activity; stem cell factor receptor binding. Gene Ontology annotation, cellular component: plasma membrane. Bases 397 to 1206 code for a protein of 269 amino acids. Lineage: Eukaryota; Metazoa; Chordata; Actinopteri; Perciformes; Gasterosteidae. The transcript has 10 exons. The record is from RefSeq and is a predicted model, not a curated record. Gene Ontology annotation, biological process: positive regulation of cell population proliferation; cell adhesion.
UUUCAUGUCUGAUUUAGACCGGUUCAGAGGUUUCGGAGUGAACCCCGUGCGCGUCAGAGGGCGGCUCUUUACGCACCAUUAUAAAAGCUUAACGCCCUCCCUGCGCGCGCUGUCCCGCUCCAGUCUGGAUCUAUGUUGUAUGUAGACGGGAUUCAUGCCCCACGCCGUUAGCCUGCACGUCGCAAAGGUUGAAAGUUUGAUUUCACGUUAUUCGCCGUUCUCCUUCCUCCUCCUCCUCCUCCUCCUCCCGGGGGGCUUCGUUUCUCCUGUGCUUGGAUACCGCGCGGACUUAAGCAUUGGAUAUGUGCACACAGGAUGAUGACAACCCCUUUCCUCCCCGUAGAAGUAAAAUAAAAUAGGCUUUCGCACACACUGGAUUUGCUGCUGUCGUUCCAUAUGAAGAAGCCAAAAAUUUGGAUACGCGUCUGUGUCCAUUUACUGCUGUUCAUCACGCUUGGGGUACAUUCAAGCAAAUUUGACGCCAACCCAGUGACAGAUGACAUCUCUAGACUUUCUAUUCUGAGACAAAAUAUUCCCAAAGAUUACAAAAUUCCUGUAAAAUACAUUCCGAGGGAAGAGGGAGGGAUGUGUUGGGUGAAAUUAAACGUCUUCAACUUAGAGGAAAGUUUAAAACGUUUAGAGGAUAAGUUUGGAAACAUUUCCUCCAACAGGAAAGAUAUUAGCAUAUUCAUCCAAAUGUUCCAAGAACUGCGGAUCAGCAUGGGCUCUUUGGAGCUGAUCAUGUACGAGUUUGACUGCCACUGGAGGGAAGAGAGGUGGCAGACGGCGCGCUACUUUGACUUCGUCAAAGACUUCCUCAGAGCCGCACAGAAUAAAGAAUAUUCAGAUGACUGCGACCCCCCUCCCUGUCCCACAACACCAUACGCAGUAACAACAGAAGAAUACUCAAAUGUGACACCGGCGCCCAGCAGUAAAGACGCAGAGUGUGAAACAGGCUGCAAUCAACAUGCUGAAACGAGAGCCCUGUCUGAGGUGGUGGAGCAGAGCCUUCUGUCCUUACUGUUCAUUCCACUCCUAGCGCUCAUAUUGCUGCUCGUGUGGAAGGUUCGAUCAUGUAGGAACGAGGAGGAUCCGCAACAAAGUCCUGGAGAAGUUGGACUCUUCCCAGGAGCCGAAGCGACCGCGCCUCCACUAGACACUGAAAUAUCAGAAAAAAACAUGUUGAACGUCAUCGAAAUAGAGUAACGGCGCUGCGCCCGCCCGCCUUCUGCGGCUCCUCCUCCCCCCCCCCCCCCCCCCCCUCUGCCCCUCCCCCUUCCCCUCCCUGUUGGCGUUCAGACCAAAAACCCGUGAUGAGGCACCCGGCGCGUUUCCGACUCCUCUGCAGGCCGGCGGUCACAAGGCGCCGUGGGCCGAGCUCCGCCUUCCAUGUGAGACUCCAUUAAACCUCGUGCUUCUGAAAAAAGACUAAGACCCUCCACCACCACCACCGCCCCCCCCCCCACUGACUUGGCUCCCGCGGAUCGUCCUGCAGAACCUGCUGCUGCUGCUCCAUAACCCCCCCCUCCAGGCCCUCCAGGCCCCCCCCACACAGCUCCUUCAGCGCUGCGACAGCCUGCCUGUGUGUUUUUUUUGGAGCCGGCGGUUCGUCUACAAACAGGCGGUGCAGAGGCUGACGGACACUCGGCGUCUCCUGCACCAGCUGAGGCAUGAAUUUCUACCUCCGGUGAACCCUCCCCCCCCCGCCCCCCCACUCCGCGUUUUUGACCACAUCUUCGACGGCUCUGCGGCCUCUUCUCCCGGUCCGGGCUUCCCCUCAAGAAUGUAACGUUGGACAUUUGUACUUCCAGCUUUGUAGUCACGCUGUCUGGUUCCGGCCCGUCGGGGCGCUCCAUGUAUUUAUUUAUUGGCGGCAGCACUGAGCUGCUGUUGUCGAUACAACUGAGACGUUACAAGCGAUCACUUAAGAGCAACUCUACUAAUGGGUCACAUUUAAAGAACAAUUAUAUACUAACCCCCCCCUCCCCCAAUGUUCCCACUACAUCUCCUGGUGUGAUGCCGUUGUUGGUGUAUGUGACUCGGAUGGUUUAGGUUGAGUGAAUGGAUCACACGGAGAACAGAACCGAACAUGCUGCUUUGAAUGACUAUUGGACCAUCGUGUUGUGAGUAUCAGGGAUGACUCAGAACACAGGUGACAGAGGAAUGACAACGACGGGCCUCCCCUAGUUAACCAUGGCUCUAAAACGCCUUUUUGUUAAAUCUCACCAAAGCAAAAAAAUCUUUUUAAAGGGCCAUUCAAAAAAAAGUUCAAUCAGAGAAGUAAGACUGAUUAUAAAAAUGCUGUAUAAUAUUGUUAAAUGCUUUUUACUCCAUGACUUUAUUACAGUCGCAAACCCAACCCGUCGGCUUAUUCUUACUCAUUUUGCCUUUGUCCGGUAUCAGUGUUGUACUUGCAUAAUAAAACCCACUGAAGACAAUCUGACCAGGCUAGUUAGUGCAUUCAUCAUGAUUCCAAUGCGAUUCUUACAGACGUGCACCUUUAUUUGUUCCCGCAACACGCAGCUCGCCGGGUGGGAACGCCGGGCGGACCCAAAUGUCAAUGUUGCCUUAAAGUGCAGAGAUCCACGUGAAGGGCAGAACAUCACUACACGUCGGUUGCAUGAACCUUGCGGUGAUCUGUGGGAAGUGAAGAAGUCAGGUUCAGGGCGUAAAGGUGCCCCUCCCUGAAAAAUCUGAUCAUCCCGCUCCCUUUCUCACUGAUAACAGACCUCAGCUGGUCAAAGGCAUUCGAACUAUGGCACGCAGUUGACGCUCUGCAACGAGCGCCGCGCCUGCUUGCUAACCAGAGUAAAAUCAAAGGCAGCAUCUGGCCACGUCCGCCCCAUUGGGCCCGUUUCCCGGGAGCGCGCCGCUUCGACCCGGGACAGAAAGACGACGCAGAGGUGCCGAAGCAGCUAACGCGACCCGCUUAGCCUCGCCCCAAAGCAGGUCGAGGUCCAUUUAACUCCGGGCGUCAAGGUGCGACCGAGGAGCCGAUGAGAGGUAGAAGAGGCCCGUUUUCCCACCGGGCCCCAGGAGAGUAGACCGGGACCAAAUCACACACAUCUGUUUCUAGAUUCUAGUCAUGUUUGUGGUCUCACAUUGCACCAUAUCCAUUUCUCUGUUUUGUGCCUUGUUGGGUUAGUUUGAUUGAGCCGUUGAUGUAGAAAAAGAAGCCUCUCUGAGUUCCUGCAUGGUAGCAGAAAGUGGUGAGGCCACAGAUCAGCUCCCCAAACCUUCUCUUCUUUUCUCGCAUCUUUCAUGUUGUUUGAACUUUGACAUCUGAUACGUCGCUUGACUUUUGACUUGGGGCCGGUCGUGAUUCUCACCGGCAGAAUAAUCUGCAGUGGUUGGGACAUAACUUUUCGUGUUAUCCUGUUGUAAACCUUUAGGAAACAAGUUGAGCUGCUUGUUUCACGUGUAUUUGGGAUGUAGGAGGAGUACUUUGUGCAAAACGGAAUCUGUGUUUAAGGAGAACGAGUAUACCACAUUGGUGUUCAUAUAGUUGAGAGCAGCAGUACCAUUCAGCAUCAAUAGCCAGGAUUAUUCGCUGUGGUUUUGUAUUGUUUGUUGUUUUGACCUGCAAGAGGAUUACAUGCAACCGAAAUUGAACUUUUGAACAAUAUUAGAGCAUAUUAUCUACGGCAGCCUGGACCCUCACUUUGUUCGGCUUUGGGUUCUGCUUCUCUCCGUAAAGGCCAAACUAACAAACAAACAAAGGUAUACUCUGUCAAAAGCUUCUUUUUGUUUUUAAUGCAUAGUCUUUGAAUAUCAUGAGCUGCAACAGGUCUAAGCUGUGAACCAAAAAAAAGAGAGAAAAGCAACACGUCCUCCCAUCUUGCCGCUGCGUGUUCCUGAUGCAGAGAAUCCACGUCAUUCCAGCGUGUUGCUGUGCGUGUUGCUGUGCGUGUUGCUGCGCGUGUUGCUGCGCGUGUUGCUGUGCGUGUUGCUGUGCGUGUUGCUACGCGUGUUGCUGUGCGUGUUGCUGUGCGUGUUGCUGUGCGUGUUGCUACGCGCGUUGCUGUGCGUGUUGCUGCGCGUGUUGCUGCGCGUGUUGCUGUGCAUGUUGCUGUGCGUGUUGCUGUGCGUGUUGCUGUGCGUGUUGCUGCUGUGCGUGUUGCUGUGCGUGUUGCUACGCGUGUUGCUGUGCGUGUUGCUGCUGUGCAUGUUGCUGUGCGUGUUGCUAUGCGUGUUGCUGCGCGUGUUGCUGUGCGUGUUGCUAUGCGUGUUGCUGUGCGUGUUGCUGCUGUGCGUGUUGCUGUGCGUGUUGCUGCUGUGCGUGUUGCUGUGUGGUCCGAGUGAGCAGAGCUACACACUGAACGGUGCAUUCGGGCUCGAUGGAUCCACCUCACUGCAGUAGGAGGGAGAGGGGGGGGCUCCAGGCAGGAAAUAGGUCUGGGUGCCAAAAAGCAAAUGUAAUUAUUAUUGCCGGUUGGUUUUCUGGGUGAAAACUGUUUUCUGUAUUUUUGUAUAAAUAUAAAGACAUAUACAAUGAUAUAUGAGAUAUGAAUAAAGUAC